AUGGAAGAAUUACUUUCUAAUUUAUCAAAUUUAGAUUUAAACAAAUCAAAACAAUUAGGUGAUUUUCUAAGAGAUGAAGAAAACAGAUCAUCUAAAUUACUUCAAAAUAACUUACAUAAUUUAUUAAUUCAAUUUAAUCUUUUAUUGACAACUGAUAAAGAAACAAUAAAUGAGACUUUGCGAGUUUUGAUUAAUUUAUUAGCAUUUAAUGAAUAUAAUAGAUCUUUUAUAACUGAUUUAAAUUCACUAGAUGUUUUACAAUUUUGGAAUAUUAUAAAAGCGAUACUUCCCAAUUAUUCAGAAAGAAUUUUUAUUCUACUUAAUCAAUUUAUCUAUAAUACUGAACUAAAAUUGGAAUACUUAUCUAAAUUAAAUCAUAUACGAAUUCAAGAUGCCAUUUAUAAAUGUGUUAAUAUUGAUAAUAUAGAUGAUAUUGGUGAGUUUUUAACUGAAUUAUUGUCGCAUAAUGAGUUACAAAAUUUAGAUUAUAAAUUUUUAAAAAAUUGCGUUGAUUUAAUUACUAAUAAUGAAGAAAGUUCAAUUGUGGAAUUAAUUCAAUUAAACAAACCUGAUGAUGAUUUAUUUGAAAAAAUAUUAUUAAAAAUACAAACUGUUGAAAUUCCAAUAAUCAAGAGGAAAUUAUUCUCUACUGCUCCAUUAUUAGCAAAUACAGAAGCACCACCAAUCAAAUAUUUAUCAAGUUUCGAUCCUUAUAUUUUUAGUUGUUGUUGUAUUACAGUUGGGAAUUUCAUAAUUGAUAAUUUUACAAAAUGUACAAUUAUAAAACAAUUAAAUAUAGACAAAUUUAUGAAUCACUAUUGGAAUUUGAAAAUUACCGAUAUUGUACAAAUUCAAUCUAUUCACAUAUGGAAAAAAUUAAUGAUUGAAGGUUAUGAAAACCAAUUAAUUAAAGAAAUGGCUCAACUUAUAUCUUCAAAAUAUGCCUCCCAAUUAAUCAAUUUAACAAAGUUGAUAAAUGAUAAUAAACCAUAUUAUCAAGAAAUCUAUAAUCUAUAUCUCAAAUUUUUAAGAAAGUUGUUUGAAUUUUCAGAGCCUCCAAUUGGCAUAUUUGAAAUUAUAAAUGAUUCAGAAAUUACAUAUAUUUGUCUUAAACAACGUAAAUACAUUCAUGAUCAUGAAUUAUUUACUCAUUUCAUAACUGAAUCUGUAAAAGAAGUCGAUACGGUUAAUUUUAAUAAACAAGUAGUUGCUUUAAGUAUGUUUACGUGUCAUAUAAACAACAUUGAUGAUGAACUUAUAAACAAUUUCAUUAUCCCGUUAAAUUCAUUAUUACUUGAAUUUGUAAAACAAAGAGAUAUGGUUAAAGACGAAGAUAAAACCAAUCCAGAAGUUAUUGGAUUUUUACAUAAUAUUAAAUUUUUAGCUGCUAAUACUUGUCAGUUAAUUAAUGAAUUUGAAAAAGGUAAACAUAAAGAUAAAAAAUUUAAUGAGUUAAAGGAACUUUGUAAACUGAUUAUAAGUCAUCCUUCAGGAGGUUAUGAUUUGGUGGAUUAA
Messenger RNA from Insectozyma verbasci, 1515 nucleotides. The record is from the annotation of a GenBank genome assembly. NCBI's taxonomy places the organism in Eukaryota, Fungi, Ascomycota, Pichiomycetes, Serinales, Debaryomycetaceae.